AUGUUGCAUGGUGGUCAGCAGCUGACCAUUGCGUCCAUUCGAGAACGUUUCUGGCCCACCAACAUUCGCAAUCUCGUGCGGAAAGUGAUUCACGAAUAUGUACCUUGCUUUAGAGCGAAACCACGGAUUCAAGAUCAACUUAUGGCUGACCUCCCAACGGAGAGAGUCACUCCUUGUCCACCAUUUCUACGAGUUGGAGUUGACUAUUGCGGACCGUUCAAUGUUGCAUACCAUCACCGCCGCAAUCGUCCUACAAAGGUCUUCGUUGCUGUUUACAUUUGCUUAGUCACCAAGGCUGUGCACUUGGAGCUAGCUGCAGAUCUCUCCGCUCAAGGCUUCAUCGCAACAUUGAAGCGAUUUACUGCCCGGCGUGGCGAACCAGAAAUAAUUAUGUGCGACAAUGGCCGCAAUUUUGUCGGUGCGAGACGUCGCCUCGAGGAACUACAUAGGUUGUUCAGUGAUCAGCAGUUCCAAUCAACCGUGACCAGACACUCCACAGACGAGCAGAUUGUCUUUCGUUUCAUUCCACCACGUUCGCCCAACUUUGGUGGAUUGUGGGAGUCGGCUGUCAAGUCUUUCAAGCUGUUGCUUAAACGAACGAUUGGCUUGCGAACACUUCUUUAUGACGAGAUGAAUACAAUACUGGCACAAGCAGAAGCCGUUUUAAACUCGAGACCGCUGACUGCGCUCAGUAAUGAUCCGGACGACUUCGAAGCAUUAACUCCAGGUCACUUUCUAAUUCAGCGAACCCUCACGGCUAUUCCGGAACCUGAUCUAGAUGGUAUUCCCGAGAAUCGCCUUACAGCCUAUCAAACGGCUCAGCGGCACAUCCAACAACUGUGGAAGAAAUGGUCAAAAUUAUAUCUUUCGGAUCUUCACAACCGGACAAGGUGGACUAUUAGACGGAAUAACACCGUUGUAGGGACUAUGGUGGUCCUGAAAGAAGAAGAACAACCUCCUUUGAAGUGGAAACUGGGUCGUGUGAUUGAUAUUCACAGUGGUGGAGACGGGCAUGUAAGAGUUGUUACCGUCAAGACAAAGGACGGCAGCUACCGCAGAGCAAUCUCGAAGGUCUGUGUAUUACCAAUUCGGGACAACAUUUUGACAUUAAAUGGGGAAAACUAG
This is a messenger RNA of Armigeres subalbatus, 1125 nucleotides long. RefSeq lists its product as uncharacterized. The transcript has a single exon. The record is from RefSeq and is a predicted model, not a curated record. NCBI's taxonomy places the organism in Eukaryota, Metazoa, Arthropoda, Insecta, Diptera, Culicidae. The coding region runs from base 1 to 1125 and encodes 374 amino acids. Gene Ontology annotation, molecular function: nucleic acid binding. Gene Ontology annotation, biological process: DNA integration.